AUGGAAGGUAGUGGAAGUGAAAGAAAGCGAAAGAAACCGGAAGGGGAGCACCAGCCGCCCUUAAGUACCGGAUACCAGGAGGAUGAUAUAGUACAGCUAGCAGCCACUAGGCAGCGCCCACCGAGCAGCACCAGCAGCAGCAGCACAGCGAAAAAGGAACCAGGGCCGGGAAAUGAGCAGCAUCCACAAGCAGCAGCAGCAGCAGACGCAGCCGAGGGCCGUGCUGCAACCAGACUCUGCUGUGUAAUUCCAUUUCCAUUUCCACUUCCACUUCCAUUUCUGCUGGUUAUUCUUCCUCCGGUUGAAGCUGGAUAUGGAUAUUGA
Molecule: messenger RNA, 324 nt
Organism: Histoplasma capsulatum G186AR
Lineage: Eukaryota; Fungi; Ascomycota; Eurotiomycetes; Onygenales; Ajellomycetaceae
Exons: 3
Coding region: 1-324 (107 amino acids)
Source: RefSeq, a predicted model, not a curated record